Messenger RNA from Rhagoletis zephyria (snowberry fruit fly), 470 nucleotides. RefSeq lists its product as uncharacterized. Lineage: Eukaryota; Metazoa; Arthropoda; Insecta; Diptera; Tephritidae. The record is from RefSeq and is a predicted model, not a curated record.
CAGGCGCGUCGUGCUACAUACAGCCGCAUGAGUUUACUGCGAUCCAGUCGAGAAUAAUGCGUUGCUUCGCGAUGACCCAGUUUUUCGACCAGCCGCGUGAGCAGUCAAGCGUUGCUGUUACGUUUUGGUGCUGUCGCUGGUGCAGAUGGAGCAGAAAUGUGAUGCGCAUGCGCGUUUGGAUGUUAAUCUCUAGCUUACGCUCGAUAACCGACAGCGCAGCAUUCAUUACAAGAAAAGCUAUGUUGUUUUUGAUAUCUCUUUUCAUCGCUAUUGCUAGUCGUAAUGCAUUAAGCAGAGAGCCUAACUCGAAGUCCACCUCGAGUUCUUUGAAGCCAUAUCCUUCAACUGCAAGACUGUAAAACUAUCGACAUUGUAGGCCAAAAUAAAUUCCGCAAUUAGUUUUGGUUUUUUGAACGAAGAUGUAGUGAGAAAUCUCAUCUCAAACCAACAGUCACUUGAUGACAGUUAUA